Molecule: messenger RNA, 1185 nt
Organism: Geodia barretti
Lineage: Eukaryota; Metazoa; Porifera; Demospongiae; Tetractinellida; Geodiidae
Source: the annotation of a GenBank genome assembly
AACACAAAAACCCCGCGAAAUCAAAUCCUGUAAGUCCCAAAGAGCAGGGAGGGUCGGCCAUGGCAGAUCUGAGCGAAGAGGAACUGCAGGCACUGUACUGUUGGAUAGACGAGAUCCCUCUCUCUCGAGCCAAGAAAAACAUCGCAAGAGAUUUCAGUGACGGAGUGCUGACUGCGGAGAUAGUGCACCACUUCCUGCCCCAUUUGGUGGAGCUACACAAUUACUCCCCGGCAAACUCUUCAACACACAAGAUAGAAAACUGGCGGACACUAAACAGGAAAGUAUUUUCAAGACUGAAUUUCUCCAUUCCCGAUGACAUUAUUCAGAGUGUGUCUGCGAACAAGCAAGGAGCGAUUGAGUUUAUCCUCACCACACUGCACACAAAAAUUGAGAGGUAUCUCCAGAACCAGGCAAAGAGUUGGUGAAGAUCACCAUUUCGACGCCGGUUAUCCCUACGACCCUAAUGAGCUCACCACAUCUGAAAUACCUACUGCCUACGGACAGUUUAACCCCCUUCCUCCUACAAACCCCCAGCAUCUUCACAGAAUGGCAACUAUCAAUGAAACCACUACCUACGAACCUUCUCGAAUAAACGAGAUGCAUUUACCCCAACCCCAUUUAGAGCUCCCUCACCCCCAGCCCCACCUACCUUUCCCGAGAGCUCCACCCAUCAAAUUAAAACCGCAAAACCCAGCAGCUCCACCUCCAUUUCAAUCAAGACUUCGUCUGCCUGCAAACUAUCCCCGACCUGCGCAACCGCACAACACUUCCACACUUCCUCCCAUUCAUCUGCACACUGGCACUGUCAUAGAGGGUGGCGUAGGAGGUAUCAGAGACACUGGAGGACAGGCACAAGUAGCUCAGACUCUAACAAAACUGCCCAACAUCAUCCACGGAAGAAGCAAGACUUAUGCUGGGAGAACUAACAACAGGCUUGGGCCGCAGUCGACCAAUGUACCAAGUGUUGCUCUGGCAGGAGGAAAGAGGGACGACAGUGCCAAGCAACAGAUCAGACUGGCAGAGAAAGAGCAGAAGCUCUUCGAGACUCAAGAAUACAUCCAAUUGUUACAAAUGAAGGUGACGAGGCUAGAGCAUCUCGUACAUAUCAAAGACAUGAAGAUCCAAGAACUCCACAGACAAUUAGCCGCAGCCCAUUCGCGACAUCCACUGCUGCACAGACAUUAG